GGGUCUUCAGAAACAGGACCGCGCUGUCGGGGGCGUCUGCACCGCUUCCGUUUCCGCUUGGCUUGGCGGGGUCCCGGGGGCCGAAGCGCGUCCGCGUCCACACUGCCUCCCCGAGUCGGAGGACGGAGUCCGCACCCAGUUCACCCCGGGCCUCGCUUUCUCCGGAGCCGUCUUGGGAAGUGAGAUGCUCGCGCCGAGCUCCGGAACCACCGUCUCCCCACGGCGUCCGGAGAUUUGUUUUCAUGGUGAUCUGAAUCCUGUCAAGAUGACCAUCAAGAUUAACCAUCACAGAAGAUCUACUGAACAUAAGAUGUUGCUGCAAAAUCUACCUCCCGUAUUUUCCUCUUUUAUUCAUAAGCUGCACAAUUGCAAAUUUGAGCAGAAUGUCUGGAGACUAUGUUGAAACCCCCUGAAAAAAACAGUUAAUACAGGAUGACCUAGCAAAGAUUGUCGGCCUGUAACAAGAUACUCAUAGUUACUGUCCUGGCUCCUGAAUGUUGCAGAUAGCAGCAAGCAGACUUUUUCAUUUCUGAAGUAUUCAUCUGAUUUUCCAGCAAGACAGGAUUUCUAAUCUGUCCUGGAAGACGUUAAUGGAAUACAGUCAUGUCCACUCCAGAGGAGAGGCAGAUCAGUACUGAGUAUGCUGUGUCCUUGUUGAAGCAGUUGAGACUGUUCUACGAGCAGCAGCUGUUCACUGACAUCGUGUUAAUUGUUGAGGGCACAGAGUUCCCUUGCCAUAAAAUGGUUCUUGCAACGUGUAGCUCUUAUUUCAGGGCUAUGUUUAUGAGUGGACUGAGUGAGAGCAAACAGACACAUGUGCACCUGAGAAACGUGGACGCUGCCACCUUGCAGAUGGUGAUAACUUACGCAUACACGGGUAUCUUGGCAUUGAACGACAGCACUGUAGAGCUGCUUUAUGAAACAGCUUGCUUCCUACAGGUGGAAGAUGUGUUACAACGCUGUCGAGAAUAUUUAAUUAAAAAAAUAAAUGCAGAGAACUGUGUACGGUUGCUGAGUUUUGCUGAUCUCUUCAGUUGUGAAGAGUUGAAACAGAGCGCUAAAAGAAUGGUGGAGCACAAAUUCACAGCUGUGUGCCACCAGGAAGCCUUCAUGCAGCUGUCACAUGACCUGCUGAUAGACAUCCUCAGUAGUGACAACCUCAAUGUAGAAAAGGAGGAGACCGUCCGUGAGGCGGCCAUGCUGUGGCUGGAAUACAACACGGAGUCGAGGUCCCAGUAUCUGUCCUCAGUUCUUAGCCAGAUCAGAAUCGAUGCACUCUCAGAAGUGACUCAGAGAGCUUGGUUUCAGGGCCUCCCACCCAAUGAUAAAUCCGUUGUGGUUCAGGGUCUUUAUAAGUCCAUGCCCAAAUUUUUCAAGCCAAGACUUGGGAUGACUAAAGAGGAGAUGAUGAUUUUCAUUGAAGCAUCCUCAGAGAAUCCCUGUAGUCUUUACUCUUCCGUCUGUUACAGCCCCCAGGCAGAAAAAGUUUACAAGUUAUGCAGCCCACCCGCAGAUCUGCAUAAGGUUGGGACCGUUGUGACCCCUGAUAAUGACAUUUACAUAGCAGGGGGCCAAGUUCCUCUGAAAAACACGAAAACAAAUCACAGUAAAACAAGUAAACUCCAGACGGCCUUCAGAACUGUGAAUUGCUUUUAUUGGUUUGAUGCACAACAAAAUACCUGGUUUCCAAAGACCCCAAUGCUUUUUGUCCGUGUGAAGCCAUCGCUGGUUUGCUGUGAAGGCUACAUCUAUGCAAUUGGAGGGGACAGUGUCGGUGGAGAACUGAACCGGAGGACUGUGGAAAGAUACGACACUGAGAAGGAUGAGUGGACAAUGGUGAGCCCUUUGCCCUGUGCGUGGCAGUGGAGUGCUGCGGUUGUGGUUCACGACUGCAUUUAUGUGAUGACACUAAACCUCAUGUACUGCUACUUCCCAAGGUCUGAUUCAUGGGUAGAAAUGGCCAUGAGGCAGACUAGCAGAUCUUUUGCCUCAGCUGCGGCUUUUGGUGAUAAAAUUUUCUAUAUCGGAGGGUUGCAUAUUGCUACCAAUUCUGGCAUAAGACUUCCCUCUGGCACUGUAGAUGGGUCUUCAGUAACUGUGGAAAUCUAUGAUGUGAAUAAAAAUGAAUGGAAAAUGGCAGCCAACAUCCCUGCUAAAAGGUACUCUGACCCCUGUGUUAGAGCUGUUGUGAUCUCAAAUUCUCUCUGUGUGUUCAUGCGAGAAACCCACUUAAACGAACGAGCUAAAUAUGUCACCUACCAGUAUGACCUGGAACUUGACCGGUGGUCUCUGCGGCAGCACAUAUCUGAACGUGUAUUGUGGGACCUAGGGAGAGAUUUUCGAUGCACUGUGGGCAAACUUUACCCAUCCUGUCUGGAAGAAUCUCCAUGGAAGCCACCCACUUACCUUUUUUCACCAGAUGGGACAGAGGAGUUUGAACUGGAUGGAGAAAUGGUUGCGCUACCACCUGUAUAGGGGAAUUCAGAGAGUACACUCCCAGAUUCAUGAUUGCCUUUGCUAAACCAGAGGCCAUGAAAGGACUAAAUAUGAGUACAUAAAAAUCUAUUGUUAAUAAAUUUUAUUUUUAUGCCCUACUUAAUAUUUGCAUCAGUAUAAUAUAUACCAGUGUGUCAUACAGAAAGAUACGCUUCUGUAACAUGAAUAGGUUAUUCAAUAAUUGAGCAACUUCUAUGUGUAUCAUGAGCGCAUAAGAGUCUGGAUUAUCUGACAUUGUUAGCCCUGUGUAUGUACAGCUCAAAAAUUCACUUAAAAAGUAGCUUCCUGUUCCUAGUGUUAUCAAGAUUGUGCUGAAAUUACUUAGUAAAUGUACUCCAUUCCUGUAUUCUGAAGUCCUGGAAUAGAAUUGUUCCAGUGUGAUUAAUUCAGCUGCACUUAACACUAAUAAUGUUGAUGUUGGUGUAGAAAUGUCUUCUAAGUCCUAUACGUGAGGAAGAUCUUCCAUAACUGUCUGGUAUUACACAGGGAGAGCUAUGACUGCAGGAUCAGUCUAACCUAUUAGGUGCAUGUACUCUUUCCACUGACACUUGUCUGUCUAGAAUACAGGUUGUCCAGUCAGCUGGUUGUUUACCAGGUGUGGACUUAAGUUGCUGGGCUUGCAAUAGGAAUUGCUAGUCCCUCAUUGUGCGGGUCUAUGUGGAGCUUUGAUCAGUAAAUGUCUCCACUUCUCUGUAUUACAUUAACAUUGGCUCAUGCAUAUAACCACCUGCUGCUGAUUAGUUCUCCAUCUUAAAGAUGUAGAGUGGAUUAACCAGGUCAUUACAUCUUAGUUUAAUAACAAGCAUUACUGUAGAGUGACUGUGUAUAGGUAUCUGUUAAGUGUGUGUUUUAAUCUGAUGUGUGUGUGUUGGGGUGGGUUAGGAAGGUAAACUGUUCAGGAAUUGUCUGCACUGCUGUGCAGAAGAGCAGAGAACUCAUACUGCUCUGGCAUUAAUCCCAGGAACCACUAGCAGUAGUGGGGCGCCCCAACUUAACAUGAGCACAGGUGCUUCAUGACAAACAGUACUAGCAUGUUCAACUGCAUAAUGUUCUGGCACUGUAUUUUGAAUGAUAUUAAUUUAUUAAAUAAAUUGUAUAUAUUCAAUA
Nannospalax galili (Upper Galilee mountains blind mole rat) is the source of this 3603-nucleotide messenger RNA. RefSeq names its product kelch repeat and BTB domain containing 2 (gene Kbtbd2). Bases 604 to 2475 code for a protein of 623 amino acids. The transcript is spliced from 5 exons. Gene Ontology annotation, molecular function: protein binding. The record is from RefSeq and is a predicted model, not a curated record. NCBI's taxonomy places the organism in Eukaryota, Metazoa, Chordata, Mammalia, Rodentia, Spalacidae.